GGACCCCGGCCUCGCAGCCUUGCUCGUGCGCCCUGAGGUGCCUUUAGCGGGACGAUGACGACCGCCUUGCCGUUCUACCUGCCGCUAUGACAGGCUGCCUGCAGGGAGCGUGUCCUGCAAGUGGAGGAGCAGCCUUUCCAAGGCUUCAGUGCCUUCCGCGCCAGCCGCGGGCUCGCUCCCCUGGCCCUCAUGGCCUCCCGUCUCCGGGGGCCUCCCGUCUCCGGGGCCUCCCGUCUCCAGGGGCGUCCAAGAAGAGUUUCUGAUGCAGCUUUACUGACUCCGGGACAGACUGGCCGGCAUUUAAAGCUGUCCUGUCCAGUACUCAAGCCAGCAGCCACGCGGGGCUGCUGAGCUUUUGAAAUAAGGCAGGUCUGGGUUGAGAUGCGCUGCGAGUGUAAAAUACACGCUGAAUUUUGAAGAGCUGGUACAGGGGGAGAAAAUCUCAUCAGGAGCGUGUUAAUGUUGAAAUGAUAAUAUUUUGGACACACUCGGUUAAAUAAAAUACAUAAUUGCAAUUGGUUUUACCGGUGUUUUUUUUUUUUUAAUCUUUUUAACGUGGCUACUAGAAGUUUAAAAUUAUUUAUGUGGCUCAAAUUAUAUUUCCUUUUGACAGCACUGUGCAUUAUACGUCAUUUUUAGUUGCCCUUAAUCCAACUCUGUAUUCAAAGACCACAGCAGUUUUUUGAGCCUGGAGUUGUUAAGGGGACACGGGCCUUUGGGCUCUACUUGACCUGUUGGUAUCAAGCAAAGGUUCCCAAGAUUUUUUGUGAAGCGUUGAACAUGAGCCCCACACAGUGGGACUUCCCUGUGGAAUUAUGUUGUCGCCCUAUGGCUUUCGUUACCCUUACGGGCCUGGACGUAGUUUACAAUGCUGUUCAUCGAGCUGUGUGGGAUGCUUUCUGUGCCAAUCGGAGAGCUGAUCGGGUACCAAUUUCUUUCAAGGUGCUCCCAGGUGACCAUGAAUAUCCCAAAUGUAGACCAAAGAGGACUUCCUAUGAAUGGUACAUUCCGAAAGGAAUUUUGAAGACUGGCUGGAUGAAUAAACACCUGAAUUUGGUGCCGGCCCUUGUGGUUGUAUUCUAUGAACUGGACUGGGAUGAGCCUCAGUGGAAAGAAAAGCAGUCCGAGUGUGCUACCAGAGUGGAAAUAGUCAGGCAGAGUUUACAAGGGAGAAACACAAAAGUUGCUGUGGUUUUGAUUCAGAAGAAAACCCCUUUACCCCCAGGAGAAGAUGUCAUUGCUUCAGAAAGGGCUGCAGCUUUAUGUAACGCUUGUGAACUAUCAGGAAAGUCUUUGUUUGUACUGCCUCACACUGACCACCUGGUGGGCUAUAUUAUAAGAUUAGAAAAUGCCUUUUAUGAACAUGCACAGACUUACUACUACACUGAGAUCAGAAGAGUGAAAUCCCAUAAGGAAUUUUUGAAUAAAACAACACACCAGCUUUUAUUUGUUAGACAUCAGUUCAAAAUAGCUUUCUUCAGUGAGUUAAAACAGGAUACACAAAAUGCUUUGAAGAAUUACAGGACUGCCUAUAAUCUUGUACAUGAAUUGAGAGCCCAUGAAACUAAUAUUCUGGAAAUUAAGACUAUGGCAGGAUUUAUAAACUACAAGAUUUGUAGGCUGUGUUUUCAGCACAACACCCCAUUGGAUGCAAUCGCUCAGUUCCGAAAACACAUCGACUUAUGUAAGAAAAGAAUCGGAAGCGCGGAGUUGUCUUUUGAGCAUGCUGCGUGGAUGUCGAAACAAUUUCAGGCUUUUGGAGAUUUAUUCGAUGAAGCUAUUAAAUUGGGUUUGACGGCCAUUCAAACUCAGAAUCCUGGCUUCUAUUACCAGCAGGCAGCGUACUACGCCCAGGAGCGGAAACAGCUUACAGAAACCCUGUGUGACCAUGAAGCUACUGUGAUAUAUCCCAGUCCUGAUCCCUUAGAAACACAAACGGGUGUUCUUGACUUUUAUGGACAAAGAUCCUGGCGGCAAGGAGUGUUAAGUUUUGAUCUUUCUGACCCUGAAAAAGAGAAGGUGGGAGUUCUUGCCAUUCAGCUGAAGGAGAGAAGUAUUGUUCACUCUGAAAUAAUAAUAACUCUUCUGAGUAAUGCCGUUGCACAAUUUAAGAAGUAUAAGUGUCCAAGAAUGAAAAGUCAUCUGAUGGUUCAAAUGGGAGAGGAAUAUUAUUAUGCAAAGGAUUAUACCAAAGCUUUGAAGUUGCUGGACUACGUGAUGUGUGAUUACCGCAGUGAAGGGUGGUGGACUCUGCUCACAUCUAUACUGACCACAGCCCUGAAGUGUGCCUACCUCAUGGCCCAGUUAAAGGGUUACAUUACAUAUUCCCUAGAACUCCUUGGAAGAGCUUCAACUCUGAAAGAUGAACAAAAAUCAAGAAUAGAAAAGAACCUCAUAAAUGUUUUAAUGAAUGAAAGCCCCGAACCUGAACCUGACUGUGAUGUCUUAGCUGUGAAAACUGCUCAGAAGCUUUGGGCGGACCGUGUUUCUCUAGCUGGCAGCAAUGUUUUCACAAUAGGAGUACAAGACUUUGUGCCAUUUGUACAAUGCAAAGCCAGGUUUCACGCCCCGAGCUUUCAUGUUGAUGUUCCUGUUCAGUUUGAUGUUUAUCUGAAGGCUGAUUGUCCACAUCCCAUUCGGUUUUCCAAGCUCCGUGUCAGCUUUAAUAAUCAGGAAUACAACCAGUUCUGUGUAAUAGAAGAAGCAUCCAAAGCAGGUGAAGUUCUAGAAAAUUUGAAUCAGGAGAAAAUGUGCUUUGUUCCUGGUAAAACAAGAAAAUAUUUGUUUAAAUUUGUUGCAAAAACUGAAGACGUGGGAAAGAAAAUUGAGAUUACUUCAGUGGAUCUGAUUCUAGGCCAUGAGACGGGAAGAUGUGUGGUUUUAAACUGGCAGGGAGGAGGAGGAGAUGCUGCUUCCUCCCAGGAAGCAUUACAGGCAUCCCGUUCCUUCAAAAGGCGACCUAAGCUACCUGACAACGAGCCUCACUGGGACAGCAUAGUCAUUCAGGCAAGCACAAUGAUCAUAUCCAGAGUUCCAAACAUUUCUGUACAUCUGCGACAUGAACCUCCCGCCCUGACCAAUGAAAUGUAUUGCUUGGUGGUGACUGUUGAGUCCCAUGAAGAGAUCCAAAUCAGAGAUGUGAAGCUCACUGCUGGCUUAAAACCAGGACAGGAUGCCAAUUUAACUCAGAAAACUCACGUGACUCUUCACGGAGCAGAGCUGUGCGAUGAGUCUCAGCCCGCUUUACUCACGGAUGUUCCUGUUGGAGAGCUGCACCCAGGGGAACAGCUGGAGAAAAUGUUGUAUGUUCGCUGUGGAACGGUGGGUUCAAGAAUGUUUCUGGUCUAUGUUUCUUACCUGAUCAAUACAACUGUUGAAGGAAAAGAGAUUGUUUGCAAGUGUCACAAGGAUGAAACUGUAACAAUAGAAACUGUCUUUCCAUUUGAUGUUGCAGUUAAAUUUGUUUCUACAAAGUUUGAGCACCUAGAACGGGUCUGUGCUGACAUCCCCUUUCUGUUGAUGGCAGACAUUUUAAGUGCCUCUCCGUGGGCCCUCACUGUUGUGUCCAGUGAGCUGCAGCUUGCUCCGUCUGUGACCCCAGUGGAUCAGCUAGAGUCCCAGGUGGACAGAGUUGUCUUGCAGACUGGAGAGAGUGCUAGCGAAUGCUUCUGUCUUCGGUGCCCAUCUGUUGGAAAUGUUGAAGGUGGAGUUGCAACCGGGCGUUAUAUUAUCUCCUGGAAGAGAACUUCAGCCAUGGGAGACACCCCUGUCAUAAGCACUGUCAUCACUCUGCCACACGUGAUCAUAGAAAACAUCCCUCUCCAUGUGAACGCAGACCUGCCUUCAUUCGGGCGUGUCAGAGAGUCGUUGCCUGUCAGGUACCACCUGCAGAACAAGACGAGCUUAGUGCAGGAUGUGGAAGUUUCCGUGGAACCCAGCGAUGCCUUCAUGUUCUCAGGGCUUAAGCAGAUUCGAUUACGUAUCCUCCCUGGCACCGAACAGGAAAUGUUAUAUAAUUUCUAUCCCCUAAUGGCCGGAUACCAGCAGCUCCCAUCUCUGAACAUCAACUUGCUGAGGUUUCCAAGCUUCACCAAUCAGCUGCUGAGGCGUUUCAUACCUACCAGUAUUUUUGUAAAGUUGCCCUUGGCUGCAUUUGAAGUGCUCAAUGCCCACGUGAGGCUAGUGGCUCUAUAUUGGACAAAGCUGCUGUACAACACUUUCCUCAUCACAGAAAGUCUGCUGCUCUAGAACAAGCCACAGGGUCGACUUGCGGAUGAGAACUCAAUUGCUGCUGCUUGAUGUUCAAGACGGACCUUGACUGUGCGCAAAGCUGAUCAGAACUAUAUAGGUUUUUCAUUGUGAAUUGUAGCUCUGCUCAUGGUAAAGUGUUAAUCUUUUCUAUUUUUUAAUGAGUAUUAUACCAGCUAUUCAGAGGAACUCAUGCUUAAAGUAUUAGGAAAAUCUAUCCUCUCUUAUAUUUUCAUUAAUAAAUACUUGAAAUCUGUCAGUGCUACAGGAAAGAGUAUCAGUCCGUUAUUAUUGAAAGUUAUUUUAUGAAUAGUAUAUUCUCUGAAACAUAAGCAAUUUGCACGUACAGUAUCAAGAGAAAAAUUAAGCAUCCCAAAAAUGACUGGACAAGGAGAGGAAAAUGCACUAAAUUUGCCCCAGUCAAGUUCUGAGUCCCCUGUGAGUCUGUUUUCAGAGUUAGCUAAAUUGGAAAUAAAUCCAUCCUCAUAAAUAUAAGGUGUGGUGAGAAUAUACACAGAACGUUUUGUGGACUGUGUGUGACUGGUACAGAAAAUGUCCAGGAAGCUUUCAGCAAGGUGGUGUAAGUAAGUUGUCAGCAUGGCUUCCCCCCACAGCCCGUCAGAUGGCUCAGCUCACAGCCAGGGUCACGGCAUCCUGGUGCAGCUCACGUGUGUGUUAACAAAACUCUGAUCUCAAAGGAUCGGAUUAUGAGCAUAAUUCUCUAAACUAAAAGUUUUCUAAAAAGAUACAAGGUCUAAGAGCUUUUGGUUGUGAUGUGCAGUUUAAAAAAUUUUUUUUAAUUCUUAAUUCAUGUAGAUAAAAUCACAUUUUGAAUUUUUUCUUCGUUCAAAUACCUUAAUAAUUUAAAAAGCACCUGGAAACUUUUAUUAUUUAAAGUGCAGGACUUGUAAAAAGGAAAUAGUGAUGUAAAUAAAUAUAUCCUCUUUCAGAUUUUCUUGUGUCUGUCUUUUAUUUAUUUUGAGCUUUCUUGAUUCCAGGUUCCUGAAAUACCUUGUAACUGAGAACAUUGUUCCAGGAAGUAUAAUGGAGAGCAUUCAUUCCAUUCCCACCCUGAAUGUCAGAGACCUGUGCUUACACAUACAUGUGUGUACAUAGCACACACACCUACACGCACACAUACAUACAACACCAGCAACAACACUGAAAGCAGGGAGUGCUCUCCAGGAUUGGAAGUUGGGAGAUCUGUGUCCUAGAAUGGCUCUGCUCACUUCCAGGGGUCUUCAGACAAUGGAAGAGGCUGCCUUGGGAGGUGAUGAGACGCGUGAUCACAGCCGCUCAGGUGACGCCACAGGGGCAAGACCCGGGAGUGGACUGUCUCAGACCAAAUCCUAGUUCUGCUGCUUCCUAGCCAGGUGGCUGUUGAAGUUACUUACCUUCCGUGUAUCUCAGUUUUCUAUCUUUAAGAUGUAGAGAACGAUAAACAUCUAUCUCAUAAGCUUGCUACGCGGAUUAUAUAGGUUAAUACCUGAGAGGAACGUGGAGCAGUGCCUGACCCAGAGUUGCUGCUCACACAGUGUCAUUGGUGUGUCAUUACCUGUUACGGGAAGGCUGCAGAGACUGUGUGCAUCUGCUGAGGGGUCUGUGUUCACAGAGCGUACAGACAUCAUACACGUGCACACCUACCGUAUGUGUGGAAAUAGAUGAAACUACAAACAAGUUUCAUGGAAUACUACAUGCUGUGCAUUCUUAUAAGGGGUUCUGGUGGUGCAGUGGUUAAGUGCUCAGCUGUUAACCAGAAGGCUGGCAAUUUGAACCCACCAGAGAAAGAUGUGACAGUUGGUUCAGUAAAGACUACAGCCUUGGAAACCCUAUAGGGCAGUUCUGCUCUGCCAUAUAGGGUCGCUACAAGUCGGAAUCGACUCAGUGGCCCAUAACAACAACAUGUAUUGUUCUGUUCCCUGGCUGUUACUUGCUAAAUUGAUUUUAUUAUCCACUGAUGGGAUGUAGGGAGCCCUCAUGGCUCAGUGGUUAAGCGCGUGGCUGCUAACCACAAGGUCAGCAGUUUGAAUCCACUGGCUGCUCCUUGGAAGCCCUAUGGGGCAGUUCUACUCUGUCCUAUAGGAUCACUGUGAGUCAGAAUCUACUCGAUUGCAGUGGGUUUGGUUAUUUUGGCGGGGGUAUGUUACUGAGAAUGUGUACCAAACAGGCUGUGCUUGUCCUUGAUCUUAUUUAGAAUCUUUCCCGGACAUCCUUAUUCUGAAUUCUACUUGGAACUUAUCUAUUUACCUUUUUAAAAAUGAUUAUUGUGGUGAAUAUGUAGAUAACAAAACAUUUGCCAUUUCAACAGUGUUUGCAUGUGCAGUUCAGUGACAUUAAAUGUGUUCAUCGUCAUGUCCACCUGUGGCCACUAUUGCCUAUUUUGAAACUCAUGCCAUUCUUUGGUAAGUCCCACAACAAUUUUCUUCCCUUUAUUUUAGCAAAGAAUGCCAUUCCCAGUGACAUCUAUUAAUCCACUCACCGUGGGAUCUAGUGAGUGUAAAACCCCAUAUUUUCAUGAAAGUAGAAAUUCAUAGUUUAAUUAUAUUCAGAUUCUUUUCAAAGAUCAAAACUUGCCCUUUUACUCAAUUUACUUACACGGAGCAUGACAGACACGGUGGUCACAAGGCCUUAUUGUUUCUGCUUUCUGAAGCAUGUUUUACCAGAGGGGAAAUUAGGACCAAAGUCAAAACUGCCAGGCACUCGGCAUUUCAGGGUAUAUACACCAUGCAAACAAUACCUGAGCAAUUUUUAAAUUCUUUUUUCUCCUCAAUCAUUAAAAGAACAAAAGGCUCACAGCGAUCUUAAAGUCGGUUUUUUGCCUAUGGAAUACAUCCUUAUCCAAAAUCACAUGGCAAAUGGGAGCUGCAAAAAUUAUCCUUGUUGGGUUGGUCAGAAUUUCUAAACUACGUAUCUUUCCCAGUGAUAAUUGCUAACAUUUAUUGAGUACUGUUAAGCGUCAGACACUGUUAUAUUCUUGUCUGAUUUAAUCCUCAUAAAGGGUUAAAUGGUGUAGGUACUGUUACCAAUCCCAUUUUAAAGAUGUGGAAUCUGAGCACAGAGAUAAUUAACUUGCCCAAUAUUCUGGUUACCUACUGCUGCAAAAAAAAUCAGCCAAUACUCAGUAGCUUAAAGAAGCAAUCAUUUUAUUAUCUCUUACAAUUUCAGUUGGUCAGGGUUUCAUGAAGGGUUCAUCCAGACAGUUUUGACUUUGGGGCACCCAUGUAGUUGUAGUCAGAGGGUAGCUGGAGUUAGAGUCGUGGGGUCUGUUAGAACAGGAGGAGCUGAAGCAGCUCAGGGCUAGCCAAGCACCCGUCUUCAUUUAGACUUUGCACGUGAUCUUUGGCACAGCAUGGCAGUCUCAGGGCGGUCAGGCUGCUUCCGUGGUAGCGCAGAGCACCAGUGUGUGGUCUAGCCGGGAAGGAGGAAGUUGCAUUGCCUUUAUGACCUUGCCUGGGUAUCACAUGACACCACUUCUGCUGAGGUCACAAACCAUCCAGAUUCUAGGGGAGGGAAUAUAACUCUACCUCUUCUUAGGGGAAUGGUUACAUCCUAGAAGACCAUGAGGAACAGGAGAUAUUGUCAGAACUCUCUUUUGAACCUGGCACACCCAGUGACACAGCUAGCAAGUGGUCAGAAGAGCUGGGCUUCAAAUCCAGGCAGCCUGCCUACAGAGCCGGCAUGCUUUAUCACUACACUACCUGCACAGCUACUGGUAAGCUGAUGGCAUGUCUGGGAUUUGCUUUAACAUACUCCAGAAAACAAAAGCAAAACACUGAGUACGGAAGAAAUGGAUAAAACAAGAUUUGCAAAUGUUGAUAAUUGUUAAUGAUGGGUCAUGGGUACCUGGCUGAUGGAUACCUGUUCUGCUUUUCGGUAUGUUUGAGAAUUUCCGUUAAAAGGGAAAGAGGAACCACGGAGAGGUGAUUAUAGGGUGUGAGUGGGGAAGCAGCUGCCAGGGAGGGCAUCCCCCAAGAGCCACACUGAAAUGGUGUUUUCAUGUUCAUAAUAAAAUUACUGUCUUUGGAGGCAUGGGGAUGCAUUUCGAUCAUCCAUGAACAUAAUGGCACAUGAGCUGAGUUGGGGAGGACAAAUAAGUUUGCAAAAUAAACACAUCAGGGAAGAGCUUUUCCAGGUGAUGAAAAGGUGUGCUGGCAUCCACCCCUGCAGAGCGCCCAGCCAAGUGCUUUUAACACAGACCAACCUGGCCAGUGUAAAGUAAAGGUGGCCUUGUUCUUCCUCCCUUAGAGGUUUAUAUUCAGUGAUACGAGAAUUAAGGGAAAAACUGAAAGAGGGCUUGUUGCUGCCACCUCUGCUACUUCUUGUGGAAUUCAAGGAUUUGAGGACAGGCUUAUGUUCUUUUUAGCUUUUUAAUGGUUAUCAGAUUGAAAAAUUUUGGUUUGGAAAAUGAUCAUAGAUGAUUCUACAACUGCUUGCCUCUGGAAUCCCAAAUGCCAAAUUUAACAGGAAAAGAAAAGAAGCCCCUACUCGGGAUGAAAUACUGACUGAUUUAAGUACAGGAUGGGAGGAGUGCCAUAAUGACUCAUUUUUUAUCAGAGGUGACCACCAGCUGGUCAGACUACAAUAUCUUCUCCACUUCUGACUGACAUCCUUUAUUUCAUUUUAUUUUUUUAUUGUGAAAAUUUCCCAACUUACACAACAGUGUAUUCUCUAGUCAAGCAGACUCUCAGUUCAGCUUCAACAGCCAUUAACAUUCUGCUGUCCAUCACCUAUCCUCUCAGUUCACCCACAAGUAACAGGACUUCUUUAACAACAUCACCAUAAUGCAUUAUUGCACCUGAUGAAGGAAACCCUGGUGGCGUAGUGGUUAAGUGCUACACCUGCGAACCAAAGGGUCGGCAGUUCGAAUCUGCCAGGUGCUCCUUGGAAACUCUAUGGGGCAGUUCUACUCUGUUCUAUAGGGUCGCUAUGAGUCAGGAUUGACUCAAUGGUACCGGGUUUGGUUUUUUGGUUUGGUGAACAACAAUUCCUGAAAACUGACCAAGAAGCCUUCUUACAGUUGGUUUGUUUGAAUCGGGAUCUAGACAAGGUCUAGCGUGUGAUGUGGUUGUUCCGUCUCUUAAGUCUUUGAAUUCAGUUUCAUUUAAUGCAGAACAAUUUCCCUCCCCCUGGUUGGCUGCUCCUCCGUUCUCCCUUUCUAUUGUUAAAAAUAACUGAAACACACAAAGACUGAAACACAAGGUUUAUUCCAAGCAGCCAUCCUAUCUAUACUCAUGCAGGGAGAUCAUUUUGUUUCUAAAAACAAGUGGCUUAAAAUGGGCUAGUUACAAAUGUUAAAAAAUGAACCUUUGAAUUAGCUCAAAACGAUAAGGUAAUAUUUGAUUUUUUCAGGAUUUAAUAAACAAUUGCAAAUUGGAGAAGCAUGAGUCCCCCUGAAUGAAAAAAAAAAAAAAAAUGAAGGGGAAAACAUGCUCCUGAGGGCUGGAGAUUUGACAGGAGCUUAAAUGUACUUUUCUUAAUACAUACGAGUUUCCAUGGUGACGAAGUACUUAAUGGUUAUUAAAUGAACAUUAAAAAAUAACUCCUGAAAAUUUGGCCGUUUACCCAUCUCUAGCUACGAGACCUCUUGAAACUCAAGGAAGCACACAGCCUUUUUCAUUAAAACAAAGUAAUGAGUUUGUUACUGACUACCCUUUUCUAGCCAGAAAAGACAAAUUUACAAUACUGCAGAGCAGUUUCUGGUGAAAACAACAAAUCAAUACUUUUGAACUUUGGGUCAGACUUUUUUAAGGUUAAUUUUUGGCCUUGUGGGUAAGAAAAACCCCUUAAAAUCAAAGUAAGAUAAUUGUUUUUUUUUUUCUCUUAUACUAUAUAUGGGGUUAAUCCAAAAAAACCAAACCCACUGCCCUUGAGUCCAAUCCGACUCAUAGUGACCCUAUAGGACAACGUAGAACUGCCUGAUAGUUUCCAAGGAGUGCCUGGCGGAUUCAAACUGCCGACCUCUUGGUUAGCAGCCAUAGCACUUAACCACUACACCACCAGG
Loxodonta africana (African savanna elephant) is the source of this 10249-nucleotide messenger RNA. It is a transcript of the gene TRAPPC11, whose product is annotated as trafficking protein particle complex subunit 11. NCBI's taxonomy places the organism in Eukaryota, Metazoa, Chordata, Mammalia, Proboscidea, Elephantidae. The coding region runs from base 781 to 4248 and encodes 1155 amino acids. The transcript is spliced from 31 exons. The record is from RefSeq and is a predicted model, not a curated record.